CCUGCUUAUUGCUUUAUUCAGCAGACGGGGUAUUGUCGGACAAAUUUGCAAGUAAAUUCUUGAAUUAUUUUUUGGAUUUGUUGUGUUUGUGGAAUGGGUGUGCUUAUAAACACAAAGGGUUCUACAACUUAUGAGUCAAUAUAUGAACCAAUAAUUCCUCGCCCUGCUAGUCGACUCUCAUCCCAUUCCAACAACUUGAAUUACGUACAAUAUGUCAACGGUCCACAAUUAAAUGCAAGUGAAUGCGCAGGAAACUUAUCAAUUAUUGGAUCCAUUAGUACUAGUGGAUGUAGCACGCCGACUUAUCCGAGUCCAAGAAACAAUCCAUUGCAAAGCAAAGAGACAGAAGUUAAUGCGCUUACAGACUUUUUGGUAAAAUCUCUUGAUACUGGGACUGGUGUUGAAAACUAUGGUAUAGAACUUUAAGUGGCAUUACUGUUC
Messenger RNA from Bactrocera oleae (olive fruit fly), 441 nucleotides. The record is from RefSeq and is a predicted model, not a curated record. NCBI's taxonomy places the organism in Eukaryota, Metazoa, Arthropoda, Insecta, Diptera, Tephritidae.